Seriola aureovittata is the source of this 1235-nucleotide messenger RNA. It is a transcript of the gene tmem187, whose product is annotated as transmembrane protein 187. The transcript has a single exon. The record is from RefSeq and is a predicted model, not a curated record. The coding region runs from base 156 to 941 and encodes 261 amino acids. Lineage: Eukaryota; Metazoa; Chordata; Actinopteri; Carangiformes; Carangidae. Gene Ontology annotation, cellular component: transport vesicle.
CCCUCCUACCACAUGAUUUUGAUAUCCGGAAUAAUAACAACAACAGCAGUUCCGACUUUUGAUCCCAUUCAGGAAAGUGAGAGAAACGUUAAAUCUCAUAGAGCUGGUGAGUCCACAUGUGACUGUAGGAAGAGUGUAAUGACCGGGAACAAGUCAUGAAGUCGGCUCUGCUGCACGUGUCGCUGCCUGUCGCGCUCUGCGUCGCCUUGGCGAACACCAGCCUGUUCGACGGAGUUGAAGUGGACUUGUCUUAUGAGCAUUAUGCGGAGCGACGGGUCGAGUCUCUGCCAGUUUUCCUGGCGAUGCCCUGUAACUGUCUGGUGAACCUGGCCUAUGUCUACGUGGGACUGUCCUGGCUGCUGUGGGACAGAGGCGACAAGGAGACGGCGCAGAGCCGCUACAUGAGACAGGUGUUCGCCUUCAUGGCGCUCUUUUACGCUCCUGUGCAGUGGACUCGCUUGGCUGUGCUGCGGCGCGCUCCCGCCGUGCUUGACCAGUGGUUCACCUUACCGAUCUUCGCGUGGGUUCCUGUGUGGAUCGGCUUCAUCGACCGCGGGCCAGCAAGGUGGCGCGCGUCCCAUGCGGCAGCGUUUGAACUGUGUUCGCUCCUCAGCUAUGGUCUGGCGCUGGUGCACGAACGCGGCUUCGAGGUGGCGCUGGGCUGUCACGUUGUUAUUGCCGUUUAUAAGGGAGUUCGCCUGCAGUUGGAGCAGGGGGACGGUCACACGCGGAGAUAUCUGCUGCUCGCGAUGCUGUCGUGUGCCGGAUUCGUGGCGCUGAAGCUGCUGGAUCACUGGCUCGCUCGUUACCGGCUGUUCCAGCGGCUCACCGGGCACUUCUGGUCCAAAGUGUGCGACGUGUUGCAGUUCCACUUCUGCUUUUGGUUCCUGACCGCGCUGACGCAGAGGGCCCAGGGAGAGAGCGCCGCGCGCCAGGACUGAGAGAGCGCCGCGCGCCAGGACUGAGAGAGCGCAGGUCCGCGGAGCCGCGGGGAGUAGCCUACCUCAUCUCACAUUAAGAUUAUUUUGUGACUUUGGCCUGUAGGUGUUGUGGCAGUUCACCAACUAAACCUUCUCUGGCGCCAUUUUCUGAUAAGCCGAGACUGUAUGCUGUAAUUAAAGCCUUUAUUAAUACACUAAUGCUCCCUACAUCAGUUAUAAUGUCCCUACAUGUUGCUUACUCAUCUUACUCAUUAAUAAUCAUUUUAUGGUGUAAUAAACAGUAGUAGAACAGUC